This is a messenger RNA of Fraxinus pennsylvanica, 450 nucleotides long. The record is from the annotation of a GenBank genome assembly. NCBI's taxonomy places the organism in Eukaryota, Viridiplantae, Streptophyta, Magnoliopsida, Lamiales, Oleaceae.
AUGCAAAACAACAACGAGAACAACAUAAUAGGUGGUGUCCCUGGGUUCCUUGUCCUAGACAGCGCACAAUUCUCUUCCGGGACAACUCUCCAGAAGCUCAUGUUCGGGACAAUGACAGUAUUCAACGACGAAUUAACAAAAGGGCACGACCUUGGAUCAGGCCUGGUUGGAAAAGCGCAAGGCUUUUACAUGGCAAGUUCAGAAGAUGGAAAUAGCCAAACCAUGGCUUUCACUGUAAUGUUUACCAGUGGAAGCUAUGCUGACAGUCUUAACCUAUUCGGCGUCCACCGGACCGCAGUUGCCGAAUCCCAUCUGGCCAUUAUGGGUGGCACAGGGAAGUAUGUUAAUGCUAAGGGAUUUGCCACUGUGAAAACUUUCCCAGCCACAAACCAGCAUGAGACUAAUGCAGUUGAAAGACUGCUGCAGAUCAAUGUGUAUCUUGCUUAUUAG